Misgurnus anguillicaudatus (oriental weatherfish) is the source of this 5725-nucleotide messenger RNA. RefSeq names its product gamma-aminobutyric acid (GABA) B receptor, 2 (gene gabbr2). Gene Ontology annotation, biological process: gamma-aminobutyric acid signaling pathway; G protein-coupled receptor signaling pathway. Gene Ontology annotation, cellular component: G protein-coupled receptor heterodimeric complex; membrane. Gene Ontology annotation, molecular function: G protein-coupled GABA receptor activity. The record is from RefSeq and is a predicted model, not a curated record. Lineage: Eukaryota; Metazoa; Chordata; Actinopteri; Cypriniformes; Cobitidae.
CGCAUACACACAAACGCGCGGGCACACACACACAUGCACUGCGCGGCAAGAAGUGAAGCGCUCGAGCAGCAUCACUGAGCUCAGUCGCUGGGGUUGUCGCACGGAUAUCCUCCCUCGGAUUGCUUUUACACACCAGUUUCGACCUCACCUAUACGAUUUUUACGCAAACAGUUUGCGGACAGGGAUGCCACUCUUGUGUCAAGUGCUUGGAUUAUAUUUGGGUGUUGAAAUUGCAUUCGCAAUUGCGUAAAAGAGCCUUCCACACCUUUGCGUAACGUAGAGACGUAGGAUUGUCUUUUGCGCAAUUGGUUGUGUUUUGAGAAGAAGGAUCGGACUGAAUGUAACAAGGACCGGUUUGGAUCGCAAAAUAAGAACCAGCAUAGUUCAUAAGCCCAUCUGCGUCCGGGCACCCUUUGGUUUUACGCAUCUCAAUUGGGUGCGCAGGAAUUACUGCACUGGACCGUCCUCGAGAUCGAGCGCGCGCCACACCGCAAACACUGCAGCUCAACCCAUCUAAUGCCUGCGUUUAGGUGAAAACCUAAAGAUUGCCAUGCCAGGACAGUGAGAAGGCAGAUACUUGUUCUUCCUGUACGGUAGCAUGGCUCCGUCCCGGAGGGACUGCAGAUGUGAGAUGAUCUUGCUGUCGGGAUGCCUACUCCUGUUCGUCUUGGGAUUUCGACCCGCAUUGGCGAAGGUUUGCAACGAUUACACGAGGCACGGCCUGGACAACAACUGGUACAUGAGGGACGGUGAGAAGUUGCCAAUCAUGGUCCUGAUGCCGAUGAACGAGUCGGCGCUGAUGAGCAGCAUCAGUCAAGGCAUCGAGCCUGCCGUCCAGCUGGCCAUCCAACACAUACGAGAGUCCAGACAGUACUCAUUCUCACUCAUCACCAAAAUAUACGACACUGAGUGUGACAAUGCAAAGGGAUUGCGGGCCUUCUUUGAUGCAAUCUGCUACGGUCCAAAGCAUUUGAUGAUCUUUGGAGGAGUUUGUCCAUCAGUGACUUCAAUCAUCGCCGAAUCUUUAGAGGGUUGGAACCUCGUACAGCUUUCUUUUGCGGCCACAACUCCUGUGCUGGCAGACAAGAAGAAGUAUCCAAAUUUCUUCAGGACGGUCCCUUCAGACAAUGCUGUGAACCCCGCUGUGGUAAAGUUUCUCAACUAUUACAAUUGGAGCAGAGUGGGAACCCUGACCCAAGACGUUCAGCGCUUUUCUGAGGUGCGUAAUGAUUUGACCAAUGAGCUGGAGAAGGCAGACAUCCAGAUUGCAGACACAGAGAGUUUCUCUAAUGAUCCCUGUGUGAAUGUGAAGAAACUAAAGGACAAUGAUGUCCGGAUCAUUAUUGGUCAGUUCGAUGAAAAUCUCGCCUCGAAAGUUUUCUGCUGUGCAUAUAACUUGAACAUGUAUGGCAGUAAGUAUCAAUGGAUCAUCCCAGGAUGGUACCAGGGGAACUGGUGGGAGCAGGCAAACUCCACCAAUUGCACCACUAAGAAGCUGCUAACCGCUAUGGAGGGUUACAUCAGCGUGGAUUUUGAGCCCCUUAGUGCCAAACAGAUUAAAGGAAUAUCAGGAAGGACACCACAAGAGUAUGCGAGAGAAUACAAUCGUGAGAGAGAGCAGAAAGGGGUGGAGGCGAGCAAGUUUCAUGGCUUUGCGUAUGAUGGCAUCUGGGUGAUAGCGAAGACCCUCACCCGUGUCAUGGAGCUCCUCAGCAAUAAGGAGAGGCAUGACAUGUACCACAACUUCACAGUGGAUGAUCGUGAGGUGGGCAAGAUGGUUCUGGAUGUGAUGAACGAGACCAACUUCUUUGGAGUGACGGGUCAGGUGAUGUUCAGGAACGGAGAGCGCAUGGGGACCAUAAAGUUCACCCAGUUUCAAGAGGGUCAUGAGGUGAAGGUGGGCGAGUACAAUGCCAUCGCGGAUGUAUUGGACCUUAUCAACCACACCAUCAGAUUCCAAGGUGUGGAACCACCGAAGGAUCGGACGUUUGUGCGUCUGCAGCGCCGGCAAAUAAACGUCCCCCUAUACAGCAUCCUGUCUACCAUCACUAUACUGGGCAUGCUGAUGGCUGGAGCUUUCCUCUUCUUUAACAUCAAGAACCGGAACCACAGGCUGAUCAAAAUGUCGAGUCCCUAUAUGAACAAUCUAAUCAUUCUGGGAGGGAUGCUGUCGUACGCCUCCAUCUUUCUCUUUGGUCUGGAUGGAUCCUUUGUGUCAGACAAGGAAUUUGAGACCCUUUGCACUGUCCGUACAUGGAUCCUCAUUGUGGGUUACACAACAGCUUUUGGUGCGAUGUUUGCAAAGACCUGGAGAGUCCAUGCCAUCUUUAAGAACGUAAAGAUGAAGAAAAAGAUUAUCAAGGACCAGAAGCUCUUUAUCAUCGUGGGUGGGAUGUUACUGAUUGAUUUGUGCAUCCUCAUAUGCUGGCAGAUCGUGGAUCCCCUGAAGCGAACUGUGGAAGAGUACAGCUUGGAGGCGGAUCCUCAGGGACGAGACAUCGCUAUCCGGCCCUUCCUGGAACACUGCGAGAACACGCACAUGACCAUUUGGCUGGGGAUUGUCUAUGCCUACAAAGGCCUCCUUAUGUUGUUUGGAUGCUUCUUGGCGUGGGAAACCAGAAACGUGAGCAUUCCAGCCCUGAAUGACAGCAAGUACAUCGGCAUGAGUGUUUACAACGUGGGCAUCAUGUGUAUCAUCGGGGCAGCCGUGUCCUUCCUGACCCGGGAUCAGCCUAACGUGCAAUUCUGCAUCGUGGCACUGGUCAUUAUUUUCUGCAGCACCAUCACGCUAUGUCUGGUGUUUGUGCCAAAAUUUGUCACGAUGCGAACAAACCCGGAUGCUGCUACCCAAAACCGAAGGUUAAAGUUUACUCAGAACCAGAAGAAAGAAGAUUCUAAGACUUCAACUUCAGUAACUAGUGUUAACCAGGCCAACACGUCUCGUCUGGAUGGACUACAGACAGAUAAUCAUCGUCUCCGAAUGAGAAUCACAGAGUUGGAUAAGGAACUAGAAGAGGUUACAAUGCAACUGCAGGACACUCCAGAAAAAACUCCAUACAUUAAACAGAACCACUAUCAAGAAGUCAGCAAUAUCUUGAGCAUACGCAACUUCACAGAUGGCAAAGAUGGAGAGAAAUCUCUGAAGAACCAUUUAGAGCAGAAACCUCAGGCUCAGUGGGGAUCUAUGGAUCCAUCUAGGAUAAGCAGAGGUCCAUUAGAAGACAUCAACUCACCAGAACACAUACAGCGCAGACUGUCUCUGCAGCUGCCCAUCCUGCACCACGCCUAUCUGCCCUCCAUAGGGGGUGUGGAUGCCAGCUGCAGCAGUCCCACGGGCAGCCCGUCCUCCAGCCCCCAUCACAGACACAUGCCCCCUUCCUACAGGGUUAUGGUCUCCGGCCUGUGAGUCCCACCCCAGACCUGUACUCUGAGGAAGCCAUCGACUUUUUUCAAACAGACUGAGCAAUAUCAGCGGUUAAGAGAAGCGAGUGAGCGACCCGGGGGGGGAUUGGACUCUUCUUGCACCCAUGACCCCUCUUCUCCCACCAUCCAUGGCCACAUCAGAGCAGGACUGAUCUUUCAGGCUCGGAGGGAGGUGAUCGGAUGUCCACCAAGACUCCCGUGUUCUCGGUCCCGUCACCUCCCGCCUCACUCUCAACAGACCCACGGCCCCUCAAAAUAGCAAAGCUCAACCGAGGACAGGAGCUGUAGCCUUACCUGCUUCAAAGAGACGUUUCUACCGGCAGCCUUCGAGACGAUAUCUGCAGACGUCGGUUCUGCUUCAACUUGUGGAUUCCUAUUCACCGCGCCAACAGCCGUGUAAAUACCAUAUUCGAACAUCGAAUAUGCUGUGAAACGAAAUAUUCUGGGACGUAUUAUUCUGAUGUGGCCUGGUGCUUUGGAAAAACUGGUAACAAACCGGGAAUAGACACGUGCAACGUCGCAAACCGUUCGGUAUGAAUUUGUUGUAUUGCUUCAUUGUCCCCAUAGUGUGGUUAUUGGUAAACAAGACUAUUAAAAUGUACAUUUUGCUAAAGAGAACAAGCAAGUGUUUCAGGGUAACGCGGGCCAACUAUUCCUUCCUGGAUCGACACGUAUCGCACUUUCGUAAAUAAGUUUUAUUCUUAGACAAAACAGACCUGACCUGGUAACAGAGUAUGGAAACGUACAACUUUAAAUUAUCGCUUUAAGUUAGAGACUCACGCUGACAGAGUCUCAGUUAAACAAAUGUGAACGAAAGAGCCCCCGUAGGCAAACGUAUCGGCCUAGCGCGGCGGUUUCAGAGGGUCAGUCUUCCAUUACAGCAGAGCGAGUUGAUCCUGCAUCCUGCACCCGGGCACGUGGUGCGAAUCCGAAGCGCGGAGACGCGGACCCAUGCUACGGAUGUACAAUAGCCGGCACGUGACCGUGCUGUUACAGAACAAGAGGACACACAAAUUGCGAUAAUAACAGGGAAGUGGUACUUCAUGCAGAGCAAAACCAAAAUAUCCUCACAGAAAGCUGCGAGGUUACACAAAAGAACUGGUCCACACAACAGGAAAGAAGAUACGUAUUGUAUUAAACAGUGGGACUGAAAAAUUAGCACAAGUGUAAUUAACGUAAUAAGAAUGAGUCAGAUAUGAACAAAAGCCUCACUUUCCGGUGCAGUCUCUUUAUUUUCUCGAUUUGUUUUCCUCUCGGUUGAUGAUAAAAACACAUUCGGUUCUAGUUUGGGUUCAAAGGGCUCGGAUGGAGGCGCGGGUGAGAAUUAGAUUACAGGUCGGGGGAGAUACGGCAGAAAGGUCCAGUGUCAGAGCGACAUUGUGAAAUAACUCACCUAGCUCACCUAGCAACAGUGAAUUUACCUCAUAGUUGCUAUCGAAAUGUUACUGUGUGCUGUGAACUUUGCACAAUGUUUUGCAGAGAUAGGGAACAUCUGCAUAUAGCCGUUGUUAUAUUUUGUAAAUGUAUAUCGAGACAACAAAGGAAAUGUAAUCAAAAUACAAAUGAUCGGAAAUAAGCUACGUAUCAUCCAUUUUAAACAUUUCAGCUGAUAUCUCACCAUAGGUGUCUUGGUUUUUGUUUUUUAUUUUGGUUGGAUUUGUUACGUGUGCCUGUUGUCUUUAGAUAAACGAAUCAAAAACAGUUCAUACAGUAAGUGAAUGCAUCUUAACUUCCCUGCUGAAAAAAACAAUAAAACCAUUACAGAAAAUUCUAAUGGUUUCCAUUAACAUACCAAUAGGAACCAUUAGCUUUUACCAUUAAAACCACUACACUGUAGUGUGUUUUGGGCCAUAUUUCAUUAGAACCAAUACAUAUUCCAUUAGAACCAAUACAUAGAACCAAUAGAACCAAUACAUACCAUUAGAGACCAACAAGAACCACUACACUGUAGUGUGUUGGGCCAUAUUUCAUUAGAACCAAUACAUAUUCCAUUAGAACCAAUACAUAGAACCAAUACAUACCAUUAGAGACCAACAAGAACCACUACACUGUAGUGUGUUGGGCCAUAUUUCAUUAGAACCAAUACAUAUUCCAUUAGAACCAAUAGAACCAAUACAUACCAUUAGAGACCAACAAGAACCACUACACUGUAGUGUGUUUUGGGCCAUAUUUCAUUAGAACCAAUACAUAUUCCAUUAGAACCAAUACAUAGAACCAAUACAUACCAUUAGAGACCAACAAGAACCACUACACUGUAGUGUGUUGGGCCAUAUUUCAUUAGAACCAGUACAUAUUCCAUUAG